Messenger RNA from Zingiber officinale, 2657 nucleotides. Its product is annotated as pentatricopeptide repeat-containing protein At1g61870, mitochondrial-like. NCBI's taxonomy places the organism in Eukaryota, Viridiplantae, Streptophyta, Magnoliopsida, Zingiberales, Zingiberaceae. The transcript has 2 exons. Bases 68 to 1237 code for a protein of 389 amino acids. The record is from RefSeq and is a predicted model, not a curated record. Gene Ontology annotation, molecular function: protein binding.
UGUUAUUACUGCAAGCUGCCUCAACCCUAAACCCUCAGAGAUCCUCUCUCUCUGGUCGCUGGUCGGCAUGGCAGUCGCCGCCUUUGCUCGCAACCAGCUCCGACACCAACUGCGCCUUCGUGCCUUCUCCUCUUCUUCGGCGUCCUCCAUCCCAAACCCUUCCUCCGCGAUCGCCAGGAAACAGAAGUCCCGGCCCGACCUCCGCCACAUCAGGUCCGAAACUAAUCCCUCGCGCAUCGUGGACAUCUGCCGUGCUGCCUCUCUCUGCCCCUCUUCUUCCCGGCUCCAUCGCCUCGCUCUCUCCGACGCCAUCUCUACCCUCGCCGAGUCCCGGUCCUUUACUGAAGUGCGCUCGAUCCUUGACUCCCUCCCUCCCGCCUCCCUCCCCAACGCCAUUGUACUCUUUGGUCAAGCUGGCUUGCACGACGACGCCGUCCGGGCUUUCCAGAAGUCUCCCUCCACCCAAACCCUGAACGCGCUACUCUUCGCCUGCGUUGUCGGCCGUCGACACGAUGAAGUCAGCCGCAUCUUCAGCGACUUCCCAGGCACCCACGGCAUUACUCCUGACAUUAAAACCUACAACAAUGUCAUCAAGGCCUUCUCCGAGUCAGGCACCACCCGUUCAUUCUAUUCGGUGCUUGACCAGAUGUGCACUGCCGGCGUCAAGCCGGACACGACCACUUUUUGCAAUGCCCUUGCUGGUUUCUACAAGGAAAAGCAGUUUGACGAGGUCGACAAAGUGUUGGAGCUCAUGAAGAAGCACGACUGUGACCAUGGGCUCUGCAUCUACAACUCGAGGAUCCAGAGCCUCUGCAAGCUAAAACGCUCAAACGAGGCAAUGGCGCUCUUCGAGGAAAUGGAAACAAAAGGAAUAAAGCCGACUUGGGUAACUUAUAACCACUUGAUAUAUGGGUUUUGCAAUGAAGGCCAAUUGGAGGAUGCUAAGAAGCUCUACAGGGAGAUGAAGGGACUAGGUCGUAUUCCGGUUGACAAAUUCUACUUCUCUCUAGUACACUUCUUGUGCAAAGGUGGGGAAUUUGAGGUUGCACUGGCUGUCUGCGAGGAUUCUAUGGCACAGAACUGGAUCCCAAAUUUCUCAACCAUGAAGAUGCUUGUGAAAGGGCUCAUUGGAACCUCAAAGGUGGAGGAGGCAAGGGAUAUAAUGGAAAAGUUGAAAGAAAAGUUCCCAAGGAAUGCACAUAUGUGGAAGGAAGUGGAAGAGGCAUUUCCCCAAUAGUCUGAAAAAUCAUAGCGAGCAAUAGGAUGUAAGGAUGAAUUUCAAGGCAGCCAUGGUUGGCUCUAGUCCAACAUCUUCGGAUGCUGGGAGUGAGAUAAUGCCUUUGGAGGCAAAAGCCCAAGCAAAUGCUCAACCGAUGGCGGGUUUUCUUCCUGACAACUCUACUGGAUCUCUCCAUAUUACUCUUCAUAAACUGAAUGGAAAAAAUUAUCAUGAGUGGUCUCAGACAGUACGAUUGGCAAUAGACGGCAAAGGAAAACUUGGGUAUCUCAAUGGUGAAAUCAAACCUCCAACCACAAAGGAUCCAAGAUUCGAGCAGUGGCGGUCUCAAAAUUCUAUGGUCACUGCUUGAUUAAUAAACUCUAUGGACCCUGUGAUUGGAAAGUCAUUUAUAUUUCUACCCACAGCUCGAGAUGUGUGGGAAGAUGUUAGAGAAACAUAUUCAGAUUUGGACAAUCAUUCUCAAUUGUUCGAAUUAAACACUCGACAGUGGAAAAUGGAGCAAGGAGAUGGUGAGGUAACAACUUAUUAUAAUGAAAUGAUGAUUGUUUGGUAGGAGUUGGAUUUGUUUGAAGAAGAAGAUUGGGGAAAUCCAAGUGAUAGUGCUCGCUAUAAAAAAAAAAUAGAAAGAGGUCGGGUAUUUGUGUUCCUGGCUGGUUUGAACAAGGAACUCGAUGAGGUUCGAGGGCAUAUUCUGGGACGAAAGCCUUUAUCUCCUCUAAGAGUAGUUUUCUCAGAAGUACGUAGGGAAGAAGCAAGACAAUAUGUGAUGCUAAAAAAUAUUCCUGAAUCAAAACCAGAAAUGGAAGGGUCCGCUCUUGCAGUUCGUGGUGCAGAAAAGCAAAGGCCUUGGUGUGACUAUUGCAGAAAACCGUGGCACACACGUGAAAACUGCUGGAAGUUGCAUGGAAAACCAACAUAUGGAAAGAAGAAACAGGGCAGUGAUAACAAGUUAGGGGGAGCACAUGAAAGUCGUGCCCUUCAUGUGAACCAUUCUGAUCCAAAGCAACAAUCUUCCUCAGAAUCUUUUCCCUUCACUAAGGAACAAAUGGAGCACUUACAAAAACUAUUUCAGUCCCAAUCCUUAGGAAAUUCUAAUCCUUCAUGUGCCCUUGCUGAUUCAGGUAUUGUUCUCAUCGGUACCCUUGCAUGUACCAAAUCUAAUGGCUUCUGGAUCUUAGAUUCAGGUGCUACUGAUCACUAGUAUUUCGCAAUAUUUCUCUUCUUAUACACCAAGUGCAGGGAAUUAAAGAAUCAAAAUUGCAGAUGGUUCUUUUGCUACUGUUGCAGGAAAAGGACUAGUACCUAUUUCUCAAUCUAUAACAUUGAAAGAUGUUCUACAUGUUCCCACCCUUUCCAACAAUUUUCUAUCCAUCAGUAAAUUCACCCAUGAUCAUAAUUGUAGAGCUAAUUUUUGUUU